AUGAAAAGUCACUUUAUUGCCAUUGUUUUCUGCCUUGCUCUACUUGUCAAGAUUAAUGUCUCGUCAGCCUCAUCUGAACUACCAAAGGUGUACAUAGUUUACCUGGGAGAGCAUGCUGGAGACAAAACAUUCCAAGAAAUUGAAGACGUUCAUCACUCGUAUUUGCACUCCGUUAAGGGAUCGAGAGAGGAAGCCAAAGCGUGCGUCGUUUACAGCUACAAAAACGUCAUCAAUGGCUUCUCCGCCGUGCUCACCCCCGAUGAAGCUCAUCAAAUAUCAAGUAGUGCAAUAUGCAUGAAACAUAUGCAUGAAACAUAUAUUAUAUAUAGAAAGAUAUAUUCAUGA
Messenger RNA from Erythranthe guttata (spotted monkey flower), 345 nucleotides. NCBI's taxonomy places the organism in Eukaryota, Viridiplantae, Streptophyta, Magnoliopsida, Lamiales, Phrymaceae. The record is from RefSeq and is a predicted model, not a curated record.